AUGAAGAAGGGUACACUGUCAACCGAGAACUCAACAAGCGGAUGGGAGGUGACAACGUGUGAAACUAUGAAGCAGAAGGAAGCGCCACAGUUUUGGUUCAGAAUUCUCAGCCCGCUCUACUGGCCUGGAAGUAGAGCAAAAGCCAAUAUGAGACAUCCUACCCUAAUUGACAAAUCUGGUAUUUCUUUUGGGGACGACCAGGAAAAGGCGCAUGCGUUAGGGCGAUUUUUUGCCAAUGUAGUUGAAAAGGCUGGUGAUGACAACCGCGCAAUGAGCAUGCCUUGGGCAAUGGCUCGCAUCCCUGAAUCUAUAGGCUGGAUCGGUUGUUUACCCUGCUGUCAGCGCAAUGAAGUUGUCAGAGAAGAAAUGACUAAGUCGAGGUUAUUUGAUCAGUGCCGAAACGAUGCGCUCGUGUGCUCUCAAUUCCUACAUGAUUCAAAUGCUGCAGCUGAAUCACCGUCACAGCAGAAUUUGUAUUUUCUAUGUAUUCGUUGCUCCAUCAAAGUUGUUUAUAGACGAGUGGGAAACCAACUACUGGAGACCAAAUCGUGAUCAAAACCUGCAUCAAUAUGCCAGUGUACCCUACCAGAGCACCGGAAAGAAGCCAAUCGACUAUGGAAUGGUUAGUGUUGUUGCCAGGACGCGAAUAGUCACUCUGCGACAGUAUUUUUCAAAUUCGUGGUGGGGGAUGAAUAUGGACUACGCGCAAACCUGAAAUACACUGUCGAUUUUGUCAGCUUAUGUAUUGCGAAAUACCUUUAUGGUCCAGACUUCAUUGAUGUGGAGUGGUAAAUCACUUUUUUGCUACAUGGGGACAGCUUUUUUUAUUUGUCGGGCAACUUCUACGAUUUUUGUU
Molecule: messenger RNA, 856 nt
Organism: Cylicocyclus nassatus
Lineage: Eukaryota; Metazoa; Nematoda; Chromadorea; Rhabditida; Strongylidae
Source: the annotation of a GenBank genome assembly